Molecule: messenger RNA, 1808 nt
Organism: Lethenteron reissneri (Far Eastern brook lamprey)
Lineage: Eukaryota; Metazoa; Chordata; Hyperoartia; Petromyzontiformes; Petromyzontidae
Product: aryl hydrocarbon receptor-like
Biological process (GO): response to xenobiotic stimulus; xenobiotic metabolic process; regulation of transcription by RNA polymerase II
Cellular component (GO): aryl hydrocarbon receptor complex; nucleus
Molecular function (GO): nuclear receptor activity; transcription cis-regulatory region binding; protein dimerization activity
Source: RefSeq, a predicted model, not a curated record
AGCAAACGCACGAACACGUUGCUUAGAUUACACACAUCCAAGAUUCUACAGAGCAGCAGAGCCCAUCCGAGUUCAGCAUGUUCAGCUCCAGCCUCUACGCCGCCAGGAAGCGCAGACGGCCGACAAUGAAGAGAUGCUCCCCGAGCGUUGCGCAGCCUUCGCUCUGCGAGGGGCUGAAGAGCAACCCCUCCAAGCGGCACCGCGAGCGGCUCAACGCGGAGCUGGAGAAGCUAGCGCAGCUGCUGCCCUUCCCGGACGAGGUGCGCGCCAAGCUGGACAAGCUCUCCAUCCUGCGCCUCUGCGUCAGCUACAUUCGGGCCAAGAGCUUCUUGAGCGCAGCCUCGCACCUCACCCCGACCGAGUGGAGUCCGGGAGCCGAAGCAGCAGCGACGGCGUCUGCCCUGCCGCUGGGGAGCAUCGCAGAGGGCGAGGUGAUGUUACAGGCUCUGGACGGCUUCAUGAUGGUGGUGACAGCAGCAGGAACCAUCUUCUACGCCUCCCACACCAUCGAGGCGUACCUGGGAUACCACCAGUGCGACGUGCUGCACCAGAGCAUCUACGAGCUGCUGCACGCCGAGGACCGGCAGACGUUCCGGCAGCAGCUGCGGCUGCUCCCGGCUGCGCCGGGCAGCGCUCGCCACGACGGCACCGAAGAGAAGAUGUUCCCCUUUGUACUGCCCAGGCCGGAGCCUCUCCCACAGCCCCCGCGUCACCUCCCACAGGAGACCGCUGCUCUUCUCAGCAGGAACUUCACCUGCCGGUGUCGCUGCCUCAAGGAUAACUCCUCGGGCUUCCUGACGCUGAGGUUCCAGGGCCGGCUGAAGCUGCUGGAGGGACAGGCCGGCACCACCGCCUGCCCGGCCGCGUGUGGCCCCGCGGCGGGGCCGGUGGCGGUGGCGCUCUUCGCCGUGGUGUCGCUCGCGGCGCUGCCCGGCGGCGGCGGCAGCGGCAAGAGGGAGGAGGGCACGGUGGCGCUCGGGUGGCACCGCGGGGCGGAGGGCGACAGGCCACAGUUCCUCGAUUGCAAAGAUCACGGCUCGAUGGGACAAGGAAGGAAGUUGUAUCAGCCAGGCGACGGGCAGCGGUCCAGCGGCAGUCUCCGCCUGGUGCCCAGGGACAAGGCCUGGCUGUGGGGCCACUCCAAGUCCCGGCACCAGCAGCGCCACGCAGCUCAGUACGCCGAUGCUCAGCCGCCCGGCAAGCUGCACGGCUACGUCUGCCAAGACCCUUCCCUGUACCCGCUGCCAGCGCCGAACCGCGUGGCCCUGGCAGACAGGGGCAGCCACUGGGGCAGCCGCAAGUUUCACAGAGCCAAGAGGGCAGCGGCGGCAGCGGCGGCGGCGGCGGCGACGCUCGGCUCAGACUCCCAGACGAUCUUCAAAUCCCCGGCUGUCGCUUACGGCUCGGCCACCCUCAAGCCGAGCAAGGAGGAGGCGAAGUGGCUCGGCCUGCUGGCAAGCGCCGGCGCCGGUGGCGCCCGGCCCGAGCUGUGGGAAGAGAGGGGGGCGGCGGCCUCCGGCGGCUUCAAGCGGCUCUUGGGCGAAGGCGCCGCGGGCGGGACGGUCGUGGACGGAGCCGCCGGCGCGCUCUGUCACCCGGGCGGCGCGGCCUCCUUCUCCGCCAAGAGCCUGUGCGUCGGCGGCCGCGGAGGCCUCGAGGCAGCGGCGUGGCCGGCGCGCGACGCGGCGCUUCGCGGGGCCCUCUCCCUCGCGGGCCGGGCGGCCGCGCCGGCGCCGCGCUGGCCACGGGUACGCGGAGGCGUGGGGCCGCGGCCUCCGGCGGAGCGGGCCACGCGGGCUCGAGCGUGA